This is a messenger RNA of Gossypium raimondii (Peruvian cotton), 1464 nucleotides long. RefSeq lists its product as uncharacterized. The coding region runs from base 1 to 1464 and encodes 487 amino acids. The transcript is spliced from 2 exons. Lineage: Eukaryota; Viridiplantae; Streptophyta; Magnoliopsida; Malvales; Malvaceae. The record is from RefSeq and is a predicted model, not a curated record.
AUGUGUUCUUGUCCUGUUAUUGUGUGUGCUUAUGCUGUUAUUAGAUUUUAUUUGAAAGCUAAGAGAAAAAACAAUGAGAAGAAGUCAUAUGUUGAUGUAAGUAGAUCAAAUGGUCCUUCAUUAAAAACAUUGAAAAGUGUUCGACGAAAUGCUCGAAUGGAAGUUUUAGAAUGGGAUAGGAAAGAAAAUGAGGACAUGAACAAGUUUUCUCCUAGAAGUCCUUAUGAAUGUGGAGGGGAUGUAUCCGGUGUCGAGACUCGAAAUGAUCGAGUGCUUGAUGGUUCUAAUGGUGGUGGUGGUCGGGCAGAGGUUGAAAGUAUCCAAGAAGGGGAGGAGGAGAACGAUGACAGGAAAAAGGGGAUUGAAUGGACCAAACAUGAUCGGGAGAAUGUUAUGAUUCUCGGCACUUUGGAAUCAGAGAGAAACCAAAGGCUUGAAAGUUUAAUGGUGAAACGUAGAGCAAGGAAUUUGUUCAAAAUGGCGGUCGAUAAAAACUUGAUGAACAAAGAUGCUAUUCUCCCUAGUCAUUUGGCUCCUGUUAUGACCGCUAAAAGCGACCUUCUCGGUGGUACGAAUGAGCCAUACGAAGAAAUAUUACAGAUGCCGGGUUCUGCACCUUCAAUCUGGGUACCUAAAAAUAAUCCAUUUGACUUACGUUAUAAUCCACACGAAGAGAAACCGAAUCUUGCGGGAGAUAGUUUCCAUCAAGAAUUCAUGACAGUCAACCAAAAGGAAAUGCUUUUCUGCAGACACGAAAGCUUCUGUCGCAGAACAUGGUUGACCCAAGACUCGAAUGAUGCUCACUUUAAUCAUUAUUAUAGUACUCAAAGAAGUCUUGUGGAGGAGCCAACAGAUCCUAGAUUCAAAUGGCAAUCAGAUAAAGGGGGUGAUCACCAUCAUAAUUUCUCUAGUACAGUAAGUGAUGUUGAUAUCGUUGAACUAGAUGAGUCCAAUCAUGAAAAUGCAACGAAUUCAUUGGAAGGGAAACACGAAAUGAUUAGAGAAAUAGCAAUGGGCUCUCCUCAUGAUGUCAAAAUGGAGAUGGAUUCUAUAAACAUCAAUGAUUCAUGCUACACAUCUUCAUCUGAAGACACGGAACCGGUCUUACAUCAAACGAGUAAGUCUCCCGAGAUAUGUAGGGAUCAAAUGCAAAAGAGCCUUAAUCUUUUAGUUCCCCCUAAGGGGAAAACUCUACAUACACUUCCCUAUGAUUUCAAUCCAUCUCCAGCUGAAAGGCCUAGGCCGGAGUUCAAUUUGUUUUACGGUACAUAUAAUCGACAUCGUCCUACUUCAACUUGUUCCGUAGCUUCUGAUUUGCAAGUUGAGGUCUCAGAAGUUGGUUCACCUCCAUUAACAACAACAGGUUCAUCCAUUGAUGGUGAGUCAGUUACGUAUGAUGAUAGUGAUGUUGAUGGGGACAUCCAUUCCGACAGUGAAUUGUGGGGAGUCAAAGUAGACCUUUAA